Molecule: messenger RNA, 4058 nt
Organism: Rhincodon typus (whale shark)
Lineage: Eukaryota; Metazoa; Chordata; Chondrichthyes; Orectolobiformes; Rhincodontidae
Gene: kif23
Product: kinesin family member 23
Exons: 23
Coding region: 77-3070 (997 amino acids)
Biological process (GO): microtubule-based movement
Cellular component (GO): nucleus; kinesin complex; microtubule
Molecular function (GO): microtubule binding; ATP binding; microtubule motor activity
Source: RefSeq, a predicted model, not a curated record
GCAUGGAAAAUCUGGACUAGUUUCUGGUACAGUAACUUGCAUUUGUGCAGUGCUUUGCAUGUAGUGACGUUCCAGGAUGAUUCACAGAAAUGUUAACUGGACAAAACUUUGCUCUAUCAACCUCCAAGGAAUUGAGUUUGGAUGCCCACUUGAUCACAGGAGGCUCCAGACUCCCCGAAGACCAGUAAAGAAACCAUCAAACAACCUCAAAGACCCAGUCGGUGUUUAUUGUCGGGUCAGACCACUGACCUCUGAAGAUACUGAAUGUUGUGUUGAACUUAUCAGUAAUACUACAAUACAGCUCCAUCCUCCUGAUGGGAUUAAAGUCAACAGGAAUGGUGAAUUCAAAGAGAUGCAGUACUCUUUUAAAGAAGUGUUUGGAGCCUUUACAACCCAGAAGGAACUAUUCAAUGUUGUCGCACGACCCCUUGUGGAAGAUCUGAUUCAUGGCAAAAAUGGUUUGCUGUUUACUUAUGGUGUUACUGGAAGUGGGAAAACGCACACAAUGACUGGAUCUCCUGGAGACGGAGGCCUUCUGCCUCGUUGUUUGGACAUGAUCUUUUGCAGUAUUGGACCAUUUCAAGCAAAGCGAUUUGUUUUCAAGCCAGAUGAUAAGAAUGCAAUGGAGGUGCAGGGUGAUGUUGAUGCUCUGUUGGAACGUCAGAAAAGGGAUGCCCAGUCUUCCACGAUUCCAAAGACCCUUUCCUCCAGGCAUAAAAUGGAUCCUGAGUUUGCAGAUAUGAUUACUGUGCCUGAGCACUGCAAAGCUGAGGGAGUUGAUGAGGACAGUGUUUAUAGUCUAUUUGUUUCUUACAUUGAAAUCUACAACAACUAUCUUUAUGACCUUCUUGAAGAAAUACCGCAAGAUCCAAUCAAACCAAAACCUCCACAAUCCAAAAUUCUUCGAGAAGAUUCUAAUCAUAACAUGUAUGUGGCUGGUUGCAUGGAGGUAGAAGUGAAGUCUACGGAAGAAGCUUUUGAAGUAUUUUGGAAAGGCCAGAAGAAACGACGUAUAGCUAACACUACAUUAAAUCGAGAAUCGAGCCGUUCGCAUAGUGUUUUCAUUAUCAAGUUGGCUCAGGCUCCAUUAGAUGCUGAUGGUGACAAUGUCCUUCAGGCUAAGGAUCAGACAAUAGUGAGCCAACUAUCCUUGGUGGACUUGGCGGGAAGUGAGAGAACUAACAGGACAAAAGCUGAAGGCAGCAGGUUGCGAGAGACAGGGAACAUUAAUCAGUCAUUGAUGACAUUAAGAACAUGUAUUGAAGUACUAAGAGAAAACCAAAUGUAUGGAACAAAUAAGAUGGUUCCAUACAGAGAUUCAAAGCUCACUCAUCUUUUUAAAAAUUACUUUGAUGGUGAGGGGAAAGUUCGGAUGAUUGUGUGUGUCAAUCCCAAAGCUGAUGACUAUGAAGAAACCUUGCUGGUUAUGAGAUUUGCUGAAAUGACUCAAGAAGUGGAAGUGGCUAGACCUGUAGAUAAACCGAUCUGUGGUCUCACUCCAGGCCGUCGAUACAGGAAUCAAGCUUUCAAAGAAGAAUUGACAAGGAAGCUAGAACUACGAGGAGGCCCCAUAUACGGAGAAGAUCCGUCUGUUGCAGAAGCUCUGCUGCAAAGUUUUGCAUCUUUACCUUCAGUUGAGAUAACUGAUGCCAAUGACGAACAAACUUUACCACGCUUAAUAGAAUGUUUGGAACAAAGGUAUAAAAUACGGCAAAUGGCAGCUGAGGAGAUGAAGAAAACUGUAAACGCUAUCAGAGGGAUGCUUCACGAUUGGGACAAUAAGUUCACAGCAAAGGAGAAUUACAUACAGGAUCAGCAAGAAAAACUGCUUGAAAAGGACCGGUUUAUAAAUGGACAGAAAGCAGAGACUGAGCGACUGGAGAAGAAAGUUAAAACCUUGGAGUACAAGAUUGAGAUAUUGCAAAAAACAGCAAAUAUUUAUGAAGAGGACAAGCGGGCCUUGCAACAUGAGCUGGAGGAGAGAGACCAAAAGCUGCAUCGAGAGCUAUCAGAUAAACGGCGCUUGGAGCAGAGAAUGCAAGGAGUGAUGACAGAUACAAAGAUGAAAUGGGAGAAAGAAUGCGAACGUCGUGUUCAAGCUAAGCAGCUCGAGAUGCAAAAUAAGCUUUGGGUGAAAGAUGAAAAACUUAAACAACUCAAAGCAAUUGUUGCAGAGGCAAGGACAGAAAGGCCUGAGAAACUGGAGAGAACACCAAAGGAAAAUGACAAGAAAGUACAUGUACGAUCGGCAUCUCCACCUUCAGUUCCUUUUCCUGGUAACAGUUUAGCAUCCCUACCCAUUAACCAGAACUGCCCAGUAUCUAGGCCACAGCUGCAUAGGCGCUCUAACUCCUGCAGCACCAUCUCUGUGGCCUCCUGCAUCUCCGAAUGGGAGCAGAAAACUCCAGAAUGGAACAGAAAUGGUAGUGCACUGCCCAAGAAUAAACGUAGACUGCCAGAGACUCCACAAGUUAGGCACUCCAAUUUCCAAGAGAGAAGUCAGGGAGUGAACAAGCUGGGCAGCAGCAAAGUCAACGGCUGUAGAAGAGAAUGCGGAGUAGACCAGGAUGGAUCCCAGCGGAAUGCACCACCUGUUCGCCUACGCCACAGACGGUCACGCUCAGCGGGUGGGGAACGAUGGGUAGACCAUAAGCCAGUUGGUAGCGUGGAAACAGACACUGUCCUACAGCCACACAUUCCCAAUGCCAUCACAGUGGCAGUGCCAAAUGAAAAAGCUCUGGCUAAGUGUGACAAGUACAUUUUGACACACCAGGAGCUUGCAUCGGAUGGGGAGAUUGAGACCAAGCUCAUCAAGGGAGACGUUUACAAGACCAGGGGUGGUGGGCAGGCCGUCCAAUUCACAGAUAUUGAGAAACUAAAACAAGAGACACCCGGCAGUACAAGAAAACGCAGAUCUUCACAAUCAGCACCCCCUCAACAAGAAGAGACUACAGAAUCGGAAUGGACUGAUGUGGAGACAAGGUGUUCUGUUGCUGUAGAAAUGAAGGCAGGAAGCAACUUUGGACCUGGAUAUCAGCACCAUGCUCAACCCAAGCGCAGAAAACCAUAAAUGCCAGAUACUGUAUACAAACUUCCUUCAACAGAAUAAUCUUGAGCAAUAGCGGACAUUUGUUGAAUUUCUGCAGGGUAGAUGAUACUAUGCAAGAUUAGGGUGAAUGUGAUAUCAAUGCUGUAAACAUUUUGAACUGAGACAGUAGUAAAUUUAGCUGGCUUGAUUUGUAUAUAUUUGAUAUUCAGGUGCCUUUUCAUUGCACACCAGAUUAUGUAUUUUACAAUAUGAGCAUUGUACUCAUUUUUACAUGUGGAUACAAAUUUUAUACCUUUCCCAUGUAGGUUAAUCAUGAUCCUUUUGUUUUGAGAUUUUUGUUCAAACAAAUGGCCAGUAUCACUGAAAGAAGAAACUUUUGUGUUUACAGAUUGGCUGUGGUUUUCAUAAGACUAUUUGGGAAAUUAUUUUUCUAAAUUGCAGCAUCCUAUUUGUGACCUUUUUUGGUUGUUGUCUUUUUAAAGAAAAGAAAAUAGGAUAAUGCUUGCCACAUGUAAUUUUUUUUUUUAAAAAAAGCAAUCAACAUUUGAUCACCAAACCCUGGAUAAACCCUGGCAUCACUUGUGUUUUGAGCUGCUGCUAUUGUUCAGUUGACACAAUGCACUUUAGAAUGAACCGUUUUUUUGUGUGUAUAUGCAUGUCAGCAUCACGGCAACAUCUUCUAUUUCUCAUACCAUAAGCUUUUCAAUAGCCAAUAAUUUCAUUAACUGUACAUUGUAAACAGUUUGACCUAAUAGACUUUUGCUUAACAUGUUUUUGUUGGAAAUAAUCUGAAUAUUUUAUUUACGUUAGCUAUUCAGUGUCUAAACUAUAAAUAGUCAAUUUUGAUUAAAUUGUUGAUACACUAUAACGUGAUGUUUUGUGUGGGUCUCUCUCUUCACCAAUAUGGGAAGAAUAGAAAAUAUCUGCUGUUGAAUUCAGCAUUUGAAGAUCUAUUUUAAUAGUUUUUCUUUUGCUUUGUGAAAAUAUUAAAAGUGCAUGUGCGACACUA